AUGUAUUCUUCCAUCAGACAGGGACGUUUAUCCGACUGUGAAUAUAUAUUGCAACAUUUCCUUGAAACUGCCAAGAAGACCGACCAGCCUCAACACUUGGCCAUUGCCCAUUUAGCCCUGGCCCGCUUUUUUUCAAUUGUAAAGAGGCCAAAAGCAUCUGAUCUUGUCUCGACGGCCGUAUGGGAUGAGAGUUUUUCAAGUUCAGCUGAUAAAAAGGUGAAUGCUCUGGGCAAAUUAGACCCAGAACAAACGUCAACAGAAAGGGAAGUCACCGGGCUGCACUUGCUACCAAGUGGGACGGAUGAAGCAGCGGUUGAACAUGCUAGCCACUCCUACCGCCUGGCCCGCGCUAUUGAGCCAAGUUCAGCACAAACUCAAGCAGCUCGACUCUGGAUGGGUGUCGCCAGUGCGCACAGGUCAGUUAACACAUGA
Protopolystoma xenopodis is the source of this 432-nucleotide messenger RNA. Lineage: Eukaryota; Metazoa; Platyhelminthes; Monogenea; Polystomatidea; Polystomatidae. The record is from the annotation of a GenBank genome assembly.